Brenthis ino (lesser marbled fritillary) is the source of this 585-nucleotide messenger RNA. Lineage: Eukaryota; Metazoa; Arthropoda; Insecta; Lepidoptera; Nymphalidae. The record is from the annotation of a GenBank genome assembly.
AUGGAUAUCAAAACCUCAAUUUCAAGUCAAGAAUGGCAUAUACCGCGGCCGUCGUUGGCAAGUAAUAAUGGAAGCAUUAGCGACGCGCGCUCCCGCGGAGGCUCCGCCUCCAGCCAAGGCUCGUCGAGUAAUCACAGCACACACAGUGUAUCUUCAGGUUCACAAUUGUUAAGUGCAGCGCAUUUAUCGAGAAUGAACGGCAAGAAUUCUUUACAAGAGUGUGGCAUUUCCCAAACUCAAUCACGAUAUAUGGGCAUAGAAAAAAAACCUACAAUGGCCAAUGCGGUGGUAUCGAUUCCUGAGGAGUCUCGAGACCCAACAGACACAUUUUGGUCUGAUGUGAAGCGGGGAUCUAACGCAGGACCUGAUGCCGCAUCUGUAGCCAGCUCAACCCAUUUUACGGUGGUAAAUGGAUUUACGAAGCAUCGCCCCAGCAAAGAACCGAAGUCGUGCUGCUGCAAUCAUUCGCACCAAAUUACAGUUCUUGUUAUAUCGAUGACAAUUUUGUUCUCAGCCUGCAUUCUAGCGGCUAUAUGCUUUGUUGAAAUGCGGAUGCGCAGGGAGACUGGCAUGUACAAGUACUCU